AUGCCUGUCCUUGAAUCGGUGCCUAUCGAUGACAGGGCCAAGGGUAUGAAGGACAUUGACCUAGAUAAGGACAAUAUCCCACUCGAGAGGGCGCUAGGCGUCCAUUGGGACCCAGAGACGGAUAGGUUCGGCUUCAAGACUGUAGACAAGGAUAAGAUGCCAGCACGUUGCGGCAUCUUAUCGGUGACAAGCUCCGUGUUUGAUCCAAUCGGCUUCCUUUCGCCGUUCAUUCUGAAAGCCAAGCUGAUUUUGCAGGACUUGUGUCGUCUCAAGAUAGGAUGGGAUGACGACAUUCCCGAGGAGCACUUGUCUAAGUGGCAGAGAUGGUUGUCUGAUUUACCGAAAGUCUCGAACUUCAAGACAGACAGAUGUGUCAAGCCGAAAGACUUUGACAACAUUGUCUCUUCCCAAUUCUCUUCCCAGUUGGUCCACUUUAGCGACAGUAGCGAGGUUGGAUACGGGGUGAUGUCGUACCUCAGGUUGGUGAAUGGCGACGGAAGGAUUCACUGCUGCUUGCUGCUCAACAAGUCUCGUGUUGCGCCGCUCAAGCAUAUAACGAUGCCUAGGAUGGAGUUAGCAGGCGCCACUGUCGCCGUUCGCGUGGAUAGGAUGCUUAGGAAGGAGAUAGAUCUGCCAGUAGACCGGUCGAUCUUAUUUACAGACAGUACUGCUGUCAUAAAGUACAUCAGGAACAGAGGAACCCGGUUCAAGACAUUUGUAGCCAAUCGACUGGCGAUUAUCCACGACGGAUCCGAUGCUUCGCAGUGGUGUUACAUAGACACCAAGAGUAACCCAGCAGACCAUGCCUCGCGAGGUCUGUGGGCAGAGGACUUCUUGAACUGUAUUGCUUGGUCUAAUGGUCCGGAGUUCCUCUGGAAGCUGAUGGAGGAGUAG
Lineus longissimus is the source of this 894-nucleotide messenger RNA. RefSeq lists its product as uncharacterized. Lineage: Eukaryota; Metazoa; Nemertea; Pilidiophora; Heteronemertea; Lineidae. The record is from RefSeq and is a predicted model, not a curated record. The coding region runs from base 1 to 894 and encodes 297 amino acids. The transcript has a single exon.